This is a messenger RNA of Perkinsus marinus ATCC 50983, 986 nucleotides long. RefSeq lists its product as hypothetical. Gene Ontology annotation, molecular function: dol-P-Man:Man(5)GlcNAc(2)-PP-Dol alpha-1,3-mannosyltransferase activity. The record is from RefSeq and is a predicted model, not a curated record. Lineage: Eukaryota; Perkinsozoa; Perkinsida; Perkinsidae. The annotation marks the transcript as partial. Gene Ontology annotation, cellular component: endoplasmic reticulum. The transcript is spliced from 5 exons.
AUGCGUAAACUCAUCCUGGAUACCAUCGCUGGUCGCAGAGUGUCCUCAAUCGUAGCCUGCAUCCUCGUACUGUUGCUCCUAGAGUACAUCACGUGUCGGUUCAUACUUGCUAGAGUGUCGUACACUGAGAUAGACUGGAAGGCUUACAUGCAGGAGGUUGAGGGUUGGCUGGUCGAUGGCGAUACGAACUACUAUCAUCUCAAGGGUGAUACCGGGCCCUUAGUAUACCCAGCAGCCUUCCUGUACUUGUACGCUAUCCUGAGGUGGAUAGCCGGUGGGGACGGCACGGAUAUCCCGGCGGCUCAGCAGGUUUUUCUCUGGCUCUAUCUGGUCACUGUCGCUAUCGUACUCGUGUGUUUGGCGUAUGCUGGCAGGAAGAAGUCAGUUCCACUAGUCUACUAUGCACUUGUAUGCUUCUCUAGACGGACACAUAGUAUCUUCCUAUUACGCCUUUUCAAUGACGCCUGGUGCGUUGCCCUCGUCCACUUGUCCGUCCUCCUCAUGGUGGUCCUCGGCUAUCGUCGUUUAGGCUGUGUGGUGUACAGCCUGGCAGUUGGUGUUAAGAUGAAUGCCUUUCUCUGGGCCCCGGGCAUAUUCGUCUUCUUAUUGGGUCCGGGAGGACUCACCUGGCAGAGGGCCUUCUCAACCCUGUGCUUCGUCGCUGUCUGGUGUGGGAUCCCGCAGAUUCUCAUUGGCCUCCCCUUCCUCACCACCCAUCCCCUUCCUUAUCUGCACAAGUCCUUCGAGCUCUCCCGAGUUUUUUUCUACAAGUGGACUGUCAACUUCAAGUUUUUGCCAGAAGAUAUCUUCGUGUCUCGUGAACUCGGCAUCUUGUUGCUCAUCACGACAAUCAUGUUGUGGGCUUGGUUCGCUCACCGGCGAUGGCUUCCAACUUGGUUGCUGCAAGAUCCUCUUCUAGUACUCUACAGUAGCAACUUCAUCGGCAUCGCGAUGUCUCGAACGAUUCAUUAUCAGUUCUACUGUUG